This is a messenger RNA of Ornithodoros turicata, 8168 nucleotides long. RefSeq names its product mucin-17-like. The transcript is spliced from 7 exons. Bases 342 to 6968 code for a protein of 2208 amino acids. NCBI's taxonomy places the organism in Eukaryota, Metazoa, Arthropoda, Arachnida, Ixodida, Argasidae. The record is from RefSeq and is a predicted model, not a curated record.
AAGUGGUCGUGAUACGUUAUGAAGAGGCGUGCUGUUCGCUUUAUGUUUUUGCAGUGAAGUCGUUUACAACGCAGAUGCCAUGGAGCCCGAAUGUUUGUGCAGUUGUUUGUACGAGCUGUCCGGAGUGGUAUUCUUGACAAGAGUUCAGCGUUCAGCCCGUUUGACGUACAAUGCAUAGGUCACCUCAUCAGUCCCUCCGUCGAGUACUAUGCAUUCCGGAUAUGAUACUUUUUUAUCCAAUGAGAAUUCGCCAUCUUAUAAUCUAGAUCCAAUGAGACGUCGACAUCACGAAAUCUGACCAAUGAGAUUUUAGGCGCUUCGUGACAAGCCCGGAUCUCAAGAUGGCGGCGGAGUCAGCCGCUCCGUUAGAAGAAAGAUGCGAAGUCCUUACGAUGGAUGAGGGGCCGCAUUUAAACGAGCAGGAGCUCCGGCAAGGCCCGUCAGGUGGGAGGGUUGACCCAGGACAUUAUGGGGGCGGCGGAAAGAGAACAGCUCCACGAAUGGUACUCUGCGAGUUCCUCCGGUGCCUGGAAGAAUGUGGAGCAGGGCACCGAUACGAUCCUUGGAGGCAAGCCAGCACGUUAACGUCUUGUUGGAUAUCCCUCACCUCCUGGUGGAAACAGCUACCGUUCCUAGAGGCUGCGAAGGCGCUUACACUGAAAACUCUUCAGCUGAUCAACAGCUCCUUUGGGAAGCUUCCUCGUGGCCUAAGGGAUGAGCUGUGUGCUGCCAUCGGGUGUUGCAGUGAGACACUUGGACCCCACAUGGUGUCCUUCUCGGCCGUAUGUCGCUGCCUACUGGAGGCUGCUACCAUGCCCCAGGGUGACACCCUUCUGCAGCGUCUGCUACAGGAGGGAACCAGCAAUGUGGUCGCCGAUGCGCACACUUCAGGAGAAGCUUGCGGCUUAACUGAGGCUGUGGGCGAGGCAGAGCUGCUGCUUCGCUUAGAGUGCCUGCGCUUCUGGGAGCGGGAGGCCACUGUGGAAAGAGUGUGUCGAGCACGGCUGCGGAGCUGUUGUGCACGCUGCUGCGAGCGUGCCGCAUCCUCCAAGCCCAAGCUUAGCAAAGAAGAACCACUAGAGGCUGUACCUUCCACAUCUUCCCAUCAUGACAUGUGCCAGCCUAGGGCAGGACCCUCAAGCUCCAAGGAGAGUGGAAUAUUCUUGGUGCCUAAGGUGCCUGACUCUCCUAAAAGUGGGGUUAGCAAGGCUGGUCCUCAACAGGGACAGUGCUUUCAGGAGCUCUUGCUGUGCUCUCUGUACCGGCAGCGAAAGAUACAGGAAUUCUGCAAAGAGACAUCUGGCAUGUCCUGCCACCAGGGGGUGCAGUUGAUCCGCAGCCUGCGUGGCAGCGGGGAAGAUCUGGAACGGCAGGACGUGUCCGAGGCCCUGGCCCACGUGUUCCUGGUGCGUGAUUUGCUGCUGCCCUCGACUUACUGCUGCACUCGGGACCUUAUGGUGUUGUGGUGCGAGCUACAGGGGCAGAGCCUGGAUCACGUGGGGCGUGCUGCUCAGCGUCUCGUAGUGCCCCACGCUUCUGCCAGCGCUCACUUCUACCUGUUUGCCGACGUCCUUUGGGAGCAUUUUGGUCGUGGCCUCUUCCCAGUCUACUUGGACAUGUUUGUGCGAGGCCUCACGACGGACAUCAACCAUUUGGAAGUGGCCGUCCACAAAGAGGAAUCUGAAAGUGUGUAUGAACUGGAAGUGCACAUUGCAGGCGUAUUUGCUAAAAUGUCCUCCCUCUUCUUUGAUCAUCCUGAAGUGGCUCGCCAAUGCAUGCUUAGUGCUUUUGCCCUUGAACCAACAGAAGAAAGGCUCAAUGCACUCGAACGGCUCACAAGGCAAAUCCACGCCACCCCGGACACAGCAGGGGGUGUGCUGUGCCGUUGCGGUGGGCUCUCCUGCAAGAACAUGCUGCCGGAAGGACCCCUGGCUGUAGAUGACGGCCGUCCCACGUACGAGGCGGACUUCUGGCACCCCGUACUCAGCAACAUAUUGCCCGGAGUGUCGUACGCCUUAUUGAAGGAUCUCGUAACCGUGUUGGAAUGCCUGCGCCCUCGGACUCUAACCUUGUGCUCGGACUGGCAGGCGUACCUGAAUUCCUACCUGAAUGCGAGGCACGGGGCCAAUUACCCUGUGUACUGUGGCAGCGCUGAUAGUGAAAUGGAUUCUACGUCUGAGGACGACGCAGGAGAAGGGCCAUCAUCUCUGGACAGGAUUCUAGCAGGGUCGGAAGGCAUGCCUCCCCAGGGCGGCAAGAGGCGCGACAAACGCAGGGCAAAUGCGAAGUGCAAGUCGUCGCACAAGAAAAAAAAAGGCUCUCGACAUCACCACAAAGAAGCUGAAGAGGGAAAGGAUCCGCCUCGGGUGAAGAAAAAGAGCAAGAAGAAAAGCUCCUCCCACCGAAGAGCCGAGGUGGAGGAGCCUUCACCGAGCAUCGGCGCCCCCUGUCUUCCGCCGCUGAGGGUCCUGUUGAGCAAGUUUGACAGCCUGUCCGCUGGGUUGAACAGGAGAGCAGCGGAAAACAAGGCAGGAAGCGGCCCAACUGUUGUGAGUCGUCUCACGCUUCCGAACAUUUCUGCUGACCUCAAGGAGCCCUGGCUAGUGGACAAAGACCGUUUGCAGAUAGAGCUGCCCAAAGACGACACCUUCCAAAGAGUAGCGGACGAUUUUCAUGUUGGGCUUGGGAACACACCGCUUAAGAGGUUCUUGAAGUGUCAGAUUAGAAGACCUAUUCUUAGCAAAAAGAAAGUACCCGUCAAAGUGGUGGUGCGAGCAGCGAAACCCUCGCUGCGCUUCCAGUCUGCAUUGUCGACGGUUAUCAGCACACCCAAGGUUCCCUCAUCAGCCAAGGCUGCUUCUGCUGGGAAGACGCCCGCUAUCACCAAAUCCCCCAGUGUUUGUAAGGUCCCUGCAGCUACCAGGACCCAGGCUUCAGUGAUAAGGGCCCCUGUCACUGGCAAGCCCGCCGCUGUGAGCAAGCCAGUAGGAGUAGCCAAGGCUGCAGUAGUGACCAAGGCUAUGCCAGUGAACAGAGCGGUAGCUCCAGUUUCAGUCAGCCCAGCGUCAUCUGCUGUGACAAAGCCACUACGAGAUUACAUCAAGAUAACAAAGUCAUCUGCAACAGCUUCAGUAGUGCAGACCAGCUCCAGCCAGGUGCCAGCACCAAUCUCAUCUACACCAGCAAUAUCUGCCACAUCCGCUGUUCAGGCUGCCACGUGCCAGGCACCGCACAUUGUAAUGGCGCCUACGAUGCGCAUCCCCAUGGUCACAACAACAACAUACUCUAGACUUGUAACAUCGACCGUGCAGAACACUCCUGUGUCGCCCAUGGUUGCGUCCGCGGCCAUGGUGCAGCAACAGUGCAUGCCGCGUGCUCCGCUACAGGUUUCCGGAGCGUGCAUCACUCACCUUCCAGUGGUGAGCACAACAGCUGCAACGAUACCGUCUCCCGUGGCUGUGUCGAGUUCUGCCGUGCCGACAGUAGCGAGCCAGCAACCCACAGCAGUGCCCAUCACAAUGGACAGCACCGGCCAGGCAUUUACCUCAUUGCGAUCCGGCCAAGCAACUGUACUGCGGUUGCCGGUGUACUCACGAGUGAUCCAACAGCACAUGGGUCAGGCUGCAAUUAAGACUGACAACCCACCUGGCGUUUGCAUGCUGCCCAUGAAACUUGUGAAUGCAGCCGUGCUCUCGGGGCAGGAGAAGACCCUGAGUGUUGGCAACCAGAAGAUAACCAUCAACCCUCUUCCCAGCCUCCUCGCCAACACCAGUGCUGCUACGGGGGUGACGGUCGCCGCGAGUGGUGGGACGCAAAACAUUAUGACAGCCAAGAUCCUUCCGACAAUGAUGAGUGGUCAGAACAUCCAGGCCAUGCAACAGAUGAUGCGUCUCAACACUCUGCAGGGGGGCCUCACACCUGUCAGCGGCACGCCCUGCAGCACAGCGGUGCUGCCCACGGAGCAGUUGACCGGCCAGCCAGGCCUGGCUACGAAUCUGACCACACUGACGAUGCCACUUCCGGGUAGCAUAGCGACGGCCGGAGGAAGAGUCAUUGCGGGCAAGAUCAUGAUUCCAGUAAACAGCCUCCUGCAGCAAGGUGCAACACUUCAGGCAGGCCAGGGGAUGUCUCUCUCUGGCAUGCCUGUAAUCAUUCUGAAAAACCAGGCUCCACCAAAGAUAGUCACUGAUGGAGCCGCAGUGCCUCAACAGGCAACUCCGACAGUGCAAGCAGCCAUACCAGUGCAGGCAAACGGGGCACAAGUCACUGCUGUGCCAGCUUCUGCUCCGCCGGUACCUCUCUCGUCCACCACAGUUGCUUCUCCCGCGCCAGCUGUGGCCAUCAGCUCGCCAUCCACUGCAACAACAGCGGCAAACUUGGCAGCAAAGAAAACUUGGAUGCCCAUCAGAAGCAAACCAGGCAGCAUGGAGUAUAGGAAAGCGUGCAACAUGCCACUGGUGAAGGCCACAAGGGCCAGGGUUCUGGCUCCUGUGACCCAACCUACGGUGACAUACACGACACCAUCCUCCAUUGCUGUCACCAAGGUGACUGUGGCUCCAGGUGUGCAGCUGCCCUGUCGCACAAUCACCCUUCCAGGUGGCGGGGUGGCACACCUUACUGUUCCGAUGGCAUCUCUGGCAACAACGGUGCAGCAAGGCCUAACAGUCACCACGUCUGCCACGGGCGUGCAGGUGGCCACGUCCACCAUGCCGGCAGUGACGCAAGUGAUAGCUCCCAAGAUCAUUACGCGUCAGGUGACUGUGCCCCUCGCAAAGUUGCUGCAGAAGCCACCGCUCAUUGUGGCGAAGCCCGCGGACCUGCCCGCAGUUACGACGCAAGCUUUAUCGUCGUCCUUUGGUGCACCUCCGCAGGUUGUAGCCGGAUCUCACCGAGAUGCAGAAGUUGCGCAGUCAGAGGUGGAGAAACCCGCACCAGAAGUGCCGUCACUUCCAGUCGAAGUUGUGAAGGCGAAAGAAGUCGUGGUCAAGCCCCGCACUGCAAUACACCUGCCUUUCCCGGACGACCUGGUCGACCCCACACCGAGUGGGGCUACAUUCAUUCCUAUUACGAGCAGCGAGCUGCUCCCUACCAAGAUGUCCGAGGACGAUGAGCUGAGUCGACAGCAUAGGCGAAGGAAGCCGUUGCCAGUGGUGAAGACUAGGACCGUGCCACGGCCUGCCCUUUCUAGUUCUACCCUGAGGUCGCUCACGUCUAUCUGCGAUGCAGUCAAGUACAGCAUCCUGGCAGCUGACGAGACUGCAGAAGGCGUGGAUGCAGAGGCAACUGUCAAGAACUGCAUGGAGAAUGAACUGGACUACUCGAGCGAUGACGGUUCCGAACGCAGCAUCGAAGACCUGUUUGAGGAAGAGGCAAUGCAGCUCCGCCUAGAUCACGAAGAUGAGCUCAACGGCAUACUCUACGUUCCGGAAUCUAACACGUCGGAGCCAGACUACGAGGCUACGCCGUGGUCCAGUCAGUCAUACUGUGAGCCACCGGGCUCCGAGUGUGACCCUCGGGAUAUUACUUCCGCUAUCUCUGAGAACUCCCUGGACUCCCUAACGAAGAGGGCCAUAAAGCCAAAAACGCCAGCAGGCAUGGUCAGUACCAACAGCAGCAUGGAGAACAACUCCCAGUCUCCCUCAAAGUUCUACUGUGGUCAGUGUGACCGGGGAUUUUUCUCUGCCUACAAUCUUCGUCGUCACCAGAAGAAUGUUCACAAAAUGGAAUUCAGGUCGUUCCCGCAACAAAGAAGUCCGGCAUCCUCACCCGUGCCGUGCAUGCGCGAAACUCCUUCUCCGCAGCAACGAAUCGUCCCAACUGUGAAGCUGGCACAUCGUCCAGUCUCGCAAACCCCGAUGCAUGCAAACAAAGGUGUGGUGCAUCCAUAUCAGGGUCACAGGCAGAAUGUUGCUGCAAUGCCUAAACAGGUCUUGCUUGAUAGCGAUGCCGACUCCUUGUCUGAAAGGACAGCGUUUUCCGGCAUACAAGGGUCGAGAGAAAGUGACUCUGAAGAGACGCCCCUGCUUACGAUAAAGGAUGAGCCGACGGAACCCAUUCGUAGGAGCAACUUGCUGCACCAACCUUCUAAAACAAAAAGCACUCCCUGCCUGAUGCAGGUGCCCGAUGGUGCACCUCAGCCCUCUCAGCACGCGGGGCACUCCGGGCAGUUUUGCGGUUUGACGCCGAAGGUCGAGAUGGACGUUUCUCCUGACCUGUCAAAGAGCCUGGAUCCGGACGACAUCUUGGAAUCCCUGGAAGUAGCCAAGAUGUCGGGCUGGUCUGCCUCGGAGAGCCCAAAUACGGACGGCAGCUCCUUCCCAGUCAAGCAGGAGUCGAAACGUUGCACCGCAUUGGAGGAAUUGCUUGCCAAAGAUACUGGCAACGAUCAGCUGGGAAACCAUAUUGGAAGGCAAAGCGACAGCCUGGACGCUAUCGAACCAACUGUUCCGCCAGAUGAGGCCAUCUUGGGUGACGUUCACCUGGACGAUGAUGCAGAGGAUGCCGAGGAUGUUAAAGAUGUGCAUGGCACAGCCUGGGAUGGGCUGUCGGCGGACGACAUGAAGGCAGUGGAGUCCCUCGCGGGGGAAUACGUCACAGACAGCCUAGAGUUCUUCGUGGCACCCAAGAAUGCCAUGGGCGUUGAGGACAACGACGAUCCUCUGGGGUUCCCGGAAAGGAUACCGCAGGAUUUGGAGGACGGCGACGACGAUGACGCGCUGGAUGAGGCAAUGAAUGACGUCAACAAUGCCGCUCUGGACGUGAAGACGCUCGGCGAUGUCGUCAAGGUGGAGGAAGACGCCAAGCCGUGCACCAGUCACUGCCGCACUCGAUCACGCGAGGCGUCCGUCAAGCGUAGCUGCCCGUGCUGUGAGGACGCUUCCCCGAAACGUUGUCGCCCCAGCCCAAGACUGACGCGCAGUGCUUCUACGAGUAAAGCGCGGUCAACGAAGAAGGUGCGGAUAAGGUGAUUGUGAGUUUUCUCGGCAAGGUUCCUUACGCUGAACGUCUUGGUACUGUUUAUGUGCAGAACCUCAAAGUUCUUACCGGAAAGUAUUUCUUGGGAAAGUGAUGUUCUUAAGAACUCUCCAGGCAGUGUGUACUGGAUACAAUGUUUUAUGUUGUGGCAGUGCAGGGAAGUGACAUUUUCUCCAGGAUCUUUGCAGACACAAUGGGAGUGGGGCAAGCCGUGAACAGGACUAUACGGGACAGUGUUCUUGCUUUCUCGCUGGGAACGGAAGAGGCAGGGUAUUUGCUCGAGCGCCCAGCCCCACACUUUUUUUGCUGGUCAUGGUGUCACUGGUGUCACACGUUUCAAACUUCAUGUCAUGUCUGUGACAUUUUAAGUGUACAAAGCUACAGUUUUUAGACUUCAGGAGUAAAAAAGUUAUGAGAGGGAGACAAACAAGACGUUGUGACAACAGAGCCAUCUGGUGAAAAGCAAAGUUUAGGUGCGUACUGUGCACUGCAUCAGUUUAUGAAUUGUGCGAAGCUCAACUGUCGUUCCCCAUUAGUCUCCGUUCUCACAAGGAUUUGCAUUUGCUUGCAACGUUAUCGGCGGUCAGAUUCAGUCUUCAAGUUGCAGGUAGUAGUCCAGGUAGUAAUAUAGGCCCAAAGUAACAUUGACUUGUAUUAAACACCUAUAACACCAUAACCGACAAUGAAUAUGGGCCAGGUUCUUGAAAAACACCCUGCACAUAUUUCCUUGAGCGCUGCUCGUAUGGGAAGAAAGGUCUCAUGUAAAUAUAACGUUUGGCACUGAAAGCUAAGCAGUGUCUACAAUUAACUUAUAAUGUGUAACUUAUUUGGAAGGCUCUCCUGCUCCCAGCGCUGCCUAAGUAAUGUGCUGCAUCCAACAGUAAUAGUUCUUGAUUGCAGAUGGUACAGCAGCGGAAAUUUGAAGCUCUUUUGUUGCUCUCGAGUGCAUUUCCAGUCUUGUACAAAUCAUGGAGCCGUAUCUUUCCUCUUACCACAACGGGGGUGGAAGUGAAGAGGAAGUUCUCUGAAUUACGCCUUUUGUUGGUGAAAAAAUGUAAAUAUUUUAAAUGUUGUUCGACAACUGGAGUCCUCUGCCAAAAACUGUUGGUGCGUGUGAAUAUGGUAGCUUUUUUCCCCCCUUUUUUGAUACACUGUACAGCAUUUGCCACUCACAAUAAAAUUUCUAAUCUCGA